UAUUUUUCGUCAAAGUGCACGUCGGCAAAACACGUUCCGAAAAUCGAACUUUUGCUGGUUGAUUUGUGCGGAUUGCGAAAAGUACUGCUCCUGGUGCUCAGCGGCGGUUAGUGGUCCUUACAGGAGGUGAAGCGUUCCGUAGAUGUCCUUUCAGUUUUUAUACUCCCUCAGUAGACUUAGCAGGAAAAGCUGUUCACCGUGCGUCUUCGUCCUUCGGAACUUCACCGGUUUUGGUUCGCUGCAGGUUCAGGUUCGAGCCGGGAGUGAAUCGAAGAGUGUUCCAGCUAGAAAACCGUUUAAUUGGGGUUCGAAUAAGCAGCACCGGGACGUAAAAUUACGCCUACAGCUACUAGAGACGAUGGCCGAUCCGAAAAUCGAAGAGCAGCUGGCUCCGCUGCGUGAAGCGGUGAAGGAGCAGGGUGACCUGGUACGCAAGUUGAAGGCCGAAGGAGCCCCUGAAAUCGACGUGAAGAAGGCGGUGAACGAGCUGAAGGCUCGCAAGAAGAUUCUGGAAGACCGGGAGCUUAGCCUUGUGCCACAGGUUGCCACUUUCGAUCGUGCGCGGAUGGAAGAUCUGCUUAAGCGGCGGUUCUUCUACGAUCAAAGCUUUGCCAUCUACGGAGGCAUCACCGGGCAGUACGAUUUCGGGCCUAUGGGAUGCGCCCUAAAGUCGAACAUGAUCAACACCUGGCGCCAGUUCUUUGUGCUCGAAGAGCAAAUGCUGGAGGUGGAUUGCUCCAUCCUAACACCCGAACCGGUUCUGAAGGCAUCCGGGCAUGUCGAUCGAUUCGCCGAUCUGAUGACGAAGGAUGUAAAGAAUGGAGAAUGUUUCCGUUUGGAUCAUCUCAUCAAGAAUCACCUUGAGAAGCUGGCCGCGGCAAAGGAUGCAUCGGCCCAACUGAAGGAGGAGUGUGAUGAUAUCGUCAUCAAGCUGGACGGCAUGACAAAGGAUGAGAUGGCAGCGAUUAUGCGCAAGUAUGCGAUGAAAUCCCCAAUCACCGGCAACGAUCUGACCGAACCGAUUGAGUUUAACCUCAUGUUUGGCACACAGAUCGGUCCGACCGGGCUGGUGAAGGGUUUCUUACGGCCGGAAACGGCCCAAGGUAUUUUCGUGAACUUCAAGCGCCUUCUCGAGUUCAACCAGGGCCGAUUGCCGUUCGCUGCGGCGCAGAUAGGUAACAGUUUCCGUAACGAGAUCUCACCACGAUCCGGGCUGAUUCGCGUGCGUGAGUUCACGAUGUGCGAGAUCGAACACUUUUGCGAUCCGCAGGAGAAGAACCAUCCAAAAUUCGAGAACGUGGCCGACACGGUGAUGACGCUGUACUCCGCCUGUAACCAGAUGGACGGCAAGAGUGCGCAACCGGUACGCAUCGGUGAUGCCGUGGCUAGCGGAUUGGUGGCGAACCAAACGCUCGGUUACUUCAUGGCACGUAUUCAGCAGUUCUUGCACCGCAUCGGUAUUCUGCCCGAGCGGCUCCGUUUCCGGCAGCACAUGGGCAAUGAGAUGGCGCAUUAUGCGUGCGACUGCUGGGAUGCAGAGUGUCUGACGAGCUACGGCUGGAUCGAGUGUGUCGGGUGUGCUGAUCGAUCUGCGUACGAUCUAACGCAGCACACGCAAGCCACCGGAGUGAAAUUGGUGGCCGAAAAGAAACUACCGGCUCCGAAAACGAUCGAGGUGACGGAGGUGGUACCUAAUAAGGCCGCCAUCGGUAAGGCGUUCAAAAAGGAGGCGAAGGGAAUUACGGAUGCACUGGCUAAGCUCAGUCUCGAUGAUGUGAGCGAGAUUGGAAAGAAUCUGGAAACCAACGGAGAGCAUACCCUGGUGGUCAAUGGUGCAGAUGUGAAGCUGUCGGGCGAUCUGAUCGCCGUGAAAAAGACUACGAAAACGGUGCACGUUGAGGAGAUCACACCAAGUGUGAUCGAGCCAUCGUUUGGUAUUGGGCGCAUCAUGUACUCGCUGUUGGAGCAUAGCUUCCGCAUGCGGGAUGGUGAUGAACAGCGAAGCUACUUCUCACUACCACCAGUUGUUGCGCCACUGAAGUGUUCCGUUCUGCCGCUCAGCAACAACGCCGAAUUCACGCCUUUUGUAAAGAAGAUCUCAUCGGCUCUUACGUCGGUUGAUGUUUCGCACAAGGUGGACGAUUCGAGUGGAUCGAUCGGACGACGUUACGCGCGUACGGAUGAGAUUGCCAUUCCGUAUGGUAUAACGAUCGAUUUCGAUACACUGAAAGAACCGCACACGGUUACGCUUCGAGAACGUGACUCCAUGAAGCAAGUUCGGAUUGCGUUGGAUGAGGUUGCUCAAACCAUCCGUGAUCUGGCAACCGGACGAAACAGCUGGGCGCAAAUCGAAGAGAAGUACCCACGUUUUGAGCAGCAAGAAUCGUCGGCCAAGUAGGUCAAGAUGCAGUACAUCGAUAACUUAAACUCUACACUCUCUGGACCUCGUAUGAUCGUUCCGCAUCACUUUAUGCAUUUUCUGUAAUUCGUUUCAAUAGUUUUUCGAAAUAAGAUUUGAUUUUACGUCUGCUAGGUCACUACAAUAAAGUGAACGUUAUUCUGCUUAUAU
Molecule: messenger RNA, 2569 nt
Organism: Anopheles darlingi
Lineage: Eukaryota; Metazoa; Arthropoda; Insecta; Diptera; Culicidae
Gene: GlyRS
Product: glycine--tRNA ligase
Exons: 4
Coding region: 143-2398 (751 amino acids)
Biological process (GO): mitochondrial glycyl-tRNA aminoacylation
Cellular component (GO): mitochondrion; cytoplasm
Molecular function (GO): ATP binding; glycine-tRNA ligase activity
Source: RefSeq, a predicted model, not a curated record